Messenger RNA from Pocillopora meandrina, 1026 nucleotides. Lineage: Eukaryota; Metazoa; Cnidaria; Anthozoa; Scleractinia; Pocilloporidae. The record is from the annotation of a GenBank genome assembly.
AAAUAGUACAACUUAAAUUCUUCUAAGGAGUAGAUUAUAAGGUGAAUGACUUUUUCAGUUUGUGUGAUGAGUAAAGAGUAACAGAAACUUUAACCCAUAAAAUAUCAAAUCAUUUGACUGACGUUAGCACUAUUUUCUUGUUUCAUUUUUGUAUUUUUUGCCUAUUUCCAUGGGCAUGAAAGCUGCCACAUCUAAUAAUAGCUGUAUUUGGUGCAAGAUCCAUAAGAAUGAGAGGUAGAGAUUUUUUGAAAACUUUGACAUUGAGAUACAUAUAGCCAGUGUAACUACUGAAAAACCUUACUUCAUGUAAAAUAAUUAGUAUCAGCGAUAAACGAUCCAUCUAUGAAGAUUUCAGUUAGCAGUGAGCUAAAAUAGGACUGUGCAUGUUCACUUGCAGGCUUUGACUUGGGGAAAGGAUAUGGUGGCAAUGUCUGGCAGCGGACCAGACUAUGCACAGACCAUCAUCAUAACACCAUAUAUGUAUAGCAUGAUAUUCCAUGUUCCUGUGAUGAUGAGAAAGCAUGGAAGCCUGAGAUUGUUCAGUGGACAAGGUGUGUGCCCUUUCAAUGUGCUUUCAAAACAUACAAAUUCAAGUAAACAUGUACGUUUAAUUCCAAGUUCCAAAUGACAAACUGCAUCUUGUUGAGGUUACCAAUCAGAAAAAUUUGUUUAGUCAAUCUUAUGUCUGAACAAUUCUUGUUUUAAGAUUGAUUUUAUAUUUUGUAUAUAUGGCAUUGUGCAAUUCUGUAUAAUGUCUAUGUAAAAUAAGACUAGUAUUGAAAAAAAUACAGAAUUUUAAUAGAACAUGUAUAAAUUUGAAACUGUAACUAAAAUUUUUCUCAUUUGAUUUAAUUUCCAAAAGGUGUUGAAAAGAAAAAUGAUGAAAUGAGGCGGUAUUUCCACCGAAAAAUAAACCGCUGGGAUGCGGCAACAAAUGUGCUCCUGGUAGAGAAGCGCCAAAAAGCCUUGAGAGAGUACCAAAGAGAGAAGAGGGAAUAUGUAAAGAGGAAGGCAUCAUUUUGGAUA